CUCCGGAGCCUGGCUGGGCGAUGAAAGAAGACCUCCCCCCCGGCGAGGCUAUGGCACCGUCGGGGCUCCUGCGAGCGGCGUCGCUCGGGUUCCUGGGCGCCUUCUGGCUCUGGCUGGGGAUGGGCGCAGGAUGGGUGGAUGGUGCUCCCAGGCCUCUUCGUGAUGUCUAUAAUCAAGGCUUAAAUGUUCUCUUCCUGAUUGCGGAUGACUUGCGCCCUGCCUUGGGGUCUUACGGGGACUCCCUGGUGAGAUCACCCAACAUUGAUCAGCUGGCUUCCAGGAGUGUGGUGUUCCAGAAUGCCUUUGCCCAGCAAGCUGUCUGUGCCCCAAGCAGGGUCUCCUUCCUCACAGGCCGCAGACCUGAUUCCACCAGGCUCUAUGACUUUAACUCGUAUUGGCGAAGCCACGCGGGAAACUACACCACGCUGCCGCAGUACUUCAAGGAGAACGGCUACGUCACCCUGUCCGUGGGGAAGGUUUUCCACCCAGGGAUCUCCUCGAACCACAGUGACGAUUUCCCCUUCAGCUGGUCCGCUCCGGCUUUCCAUCCCUCUUCCGAAAAAUACGAAAACACGAAGGUUUGCAAAGGCAAAGACGGAAAGCUUCACGCCGACUUGAUCUGCCCGGUGGAGGUGGCUGAGAUGCGAGGGAACUUGCCAGAUAUCCAGAGCACCGAGGAGGCCGUCCACUUGCUGAAGGCCAUGAAAAGAAUCAAGAGGAAGUUUUUCCUGGCUGUCGGCUAUCACACCCACAUCCCAUUCAGAUACCCCCGGGAAUUCUGGGAAUUAUACCCUUUGGAAAAUGUCACCUUGGCUCCCGACCCGGCACUCCCUAAAAAGCUUCCUCCCGUUGCCUACAAUCCCUGGAGGGACCUGCGGCGGAGAGACGACGUGGCAGCCUUGAACCUCAGUUUCCCUUACGGGCCCAUCCCAGAACACUUCCAGUGUAAGAUUCGCCAGAGUUAUUUCGCCUCUGUUUCCUACGUGGAUACGUUGGUGGGGAAGUUGCUGGCUGCCCUGGAUGAGACAGGCUUCUCGCACAACACGGUGGUGGUUUUCACCGCAGACCACGGCUGGUCCCUGGGUGAACACGGCGAGUGGGCGAAAUACAGCAACUUCGACGUAGCCACGCGAGUGCCAUUGAUGUUCUACGUGCCGGGAGUGACCACUCUGAUCUCCUGA
Molecule: messenger RNA, 1181 nt
Organism: Thamnophis elegans (Western terrestrial garter snake)
Lineage: Eukaryota; Metazoa; Chordata; Lepidosauria; Squamata; Natricidae
Product: iduronate 2-sulfatase-like
Molecular function (GO): iduronate-2-sulfatase activity
Source: RefSeq, a predicted model, not a curated record